GUUCCAUCUUUAAGAUCAAUCUUCCCCAUUCCUAGCCACCUCUAUUAACCUUCCAGGCACACAGACGCCGAAAUCAUUGUCCUUUUAUAUUUAUUAUUACAAUAAUAAAUAUAAUGGCACACAAACAGCAUGGAUACCUAUACCUACCUACCUAGGUGCAUACUAUUUAUGGGAAGAAAACACACAGCGACUUCAGGGAAAUGAAGCCUAAAAUACGACGAAUCAAAUAGGACAAGACCUUGGCACAGAUCUACCAGAAGCAACUAUAACACCCAAUAUGAUCUCGGUCCCCCUCAUCCGUCACAUGGCGGGGAAUGGGGUCGAAUUCUCCAAGGUGAGGUUGCAGCAGAUUAGCCGGCAAUGCUACGUUAGCUAUAGCUAUAGCGAAUGCAUGGGGGAAAGGGUAGUCGAUCAAGCCUGGAGAGGUCUGCUGAACAAUAGAGCAGCAGGGAUUUCAUAUACGGAAUCAUUUGGCAUUUAUGGCUACGUUUACGAAAACCUGCACGCUCACGACGGCACAUCCAAACCAAGGGCCGAAUAAUACAGGCUCCCUGUAGCUGUGAGCAGGGUCGCCACUAUGCGUAGCACGGAGCUCAAGUCUUAAGUGAAGGUGGGUAGCACUUAUGCGAGCGAGGGAGACCUCCAGCACAUUCUACUUUCUAUCUUUCCAACUUAGAAGCCCUUCACUCGCAAUCAAGAUGGCAUCAGAUCAAGAGAAAACCUGGGGGGUAAGGGACCAUUGGAAAGCGAUGAUUGCCAUGACUCUGGUAUCCCUAAGCUCUUUCCAAUAUGGUCUUGAUUUCGGGAUAAUUGGUGGUCUUCAGGCCAUGGUUCCAUUCCUUCAGGUCUUCGGGAAAAAAGAUCCAUCGAUCCCCCUUGGAUAUAACAUCCAAGCCGACAGGCAACAGCUAAUCGCAUCUUUGAUGGUCCUCGGCGCCUUUGUCUCUUCAUCUUCUACAGGUUUCACGGCCAAGUACAUUGGUCGAAAGUUAUCUCUGUGGAUUGCUUGCAUUGGUGUUUUUGUAUCCACUGCACUCAUGCAAGCUACUACGAAUAUAGGGGGUCUGUACACUGGAAGACUUAUAAUAGGUCUUGCUAACGGGCUGUUAAUGACACAUUCCCAACUUUACAUUCAGGAAAGUGUUCCAAGCCGUUACAGAGGAUUGGGCAUUUCUUUUUUCUCGUAUUGGAUAUCAUUCGGGUCCUUAAUUGGUACCAUUGUCGAUAAUUUCGCAGCAAAAAUCCCAACCCGAGACGCCUAUAUAACCCCCUUGGGAAUUGUACAUGUCGUGCCUGGUAUUUUAGCUAUCGGGCUCUUCUUUAUUCCCGAAUCGCCUCGUUGGCUCGCGGCGAGGGGGGAUUUCGAAAAGGCUGAGCAGGCUUUACGACGACUUAGACCUCAAGGAUGGGCAGUUGGGCAGGAAAUAGAGGAAAUGCGGACGACACUUGAAGCUGAAGCCCAACUCCAGGCAGGAAUCGGAUAUCUGGACCUUUUCAAGAAUCCCAUCGAUCGUCGUAGAACCACGAUUGCUGUGUGCGCAUUGACGAGCCAAGCAGCGUCUGGUUCUAUGUAUGUUAUAUCAUACGGAACUUACUUCUUUGAGAUGGCAAAUGUAGGAAACGCUUUCGAGAAUUCGUGCAUCCUUACCGGUGUUGGUGUGGCUGCGCUUCUCGCGACCGCCCUUUUGAUCACAAAAUUUGGGCGUCGACGACUAAUGAUGCUUGUGGGGUUCUCUCUCUGCGGGAUAUCUCAGCUGAUCAUAGCCGUGGUAUACACAAUACAUCCCAACACUCAAAAUUCGGGCAAAGCCCUCAUUGGGAUGAGUGUCCUCUACAUAUUCGCUUAUAAUGCCAUGGUCGCACCUUAUGCAUGGUUGUCUGGAGGUGAGCUUUCGUCACAGCGUCUUCGCUCGCACACUUUCGGGCUAGCGACAGGAGUGGGAUUCUUCUUCGCUUGGCUUACCACGUUCACGGCGCCGUAUUUCAUCAAUCCCGACGCGCUCAAUUGGGGGCCAAAGUAUGGGUAUAUAUGGACCGGUUCAUCCCUUGUCGCAGGUACCUGGAUCUAUUUCUUCCUGCCAGAAGUGAAGGACCGUACUCUUGAGGAGAUCGACGAAAUGUUCGAGGCUCGGAUCCCUGCUCGAAAAUUCCGCAAAUAUCAUUGCACAGGAAGCCAUGCUGUCCUCGAGGAGAAAGCUCAGACAGAAUGUAUCGAAGAGAGGGCUGGAAGUGCUAAGGGAAGAGAAAUAAAACUAUGAAGAAAAGACGUUGUUGUCUAGUAUGAUGGAUUUGAAAAGAGGGGCUGGGAUUUCGAUUUCUCUUGGUCUGAUUCAUGACCUAUCCACCCCAGUCCAGGUGAAGCAAAUUGACGCAACUAUUCUUUUACAAUUUAUUUAUUUUUUUUUUUUAUUUUUUUUUAUGAAAGGUCGCUGUAUAUCUGACGUACAUCGGAUCUACUCAAAAUAGCUAGCUACCUAGUC
Molecule: messenger RNA, 2480 nt
Organism: Annulohypoxylon maeteangense
Lineage: Eukaryota; Fungi; Ascomycota; Sordariomycetes; Xylariales; Hypoxylaceae
Product: putative maltose permease
Exons: 11
Coding region: 624-2258 (544 amino acids)
Biological process (GO): carbohydrate transport; transmembrane transport
Cellular component (GO): membrane
Molecular function (GO): carbohydrate:proton symporter activity
Source: RefSeq, a predicted model, not a curated record